Daucus carota subsp. sativus is the source of this 1165-nucleotide messenger RNA. RefSeq names its product polygalacturonase inhibitor. Gene Ontology annotation, molecular function: protein binding. The coding region runs from base 91 to 1080 and encodes 329 amino acids. Lineage: Eukaryota; Viridiplantae; Streptophyta; Magnoliopsida; Apiales; Apiaceae. The transcript has a single exon. The record is from RefSeq and is a predicted model, not a curated record.
UGACCAUACUCUAUACACUAGUGCACAUCCAUAAUUCAGACCAAUAUAUUAUCCACUUCAUGCUUUUAUCAUCAAGACAAGAUCAAAGACAUGUUAGUACUCUUGUUCUUGAUCCUAUUAUUCUCCGGGGUUAUUUCAUCCGAGCCUUGCCACCCUGAUGACUUAUACUCCAUCUUGGCUUUCAAAAACAGCUUCUCCAACGGAGACAUCUUGCAUUCUUGGUUGUCGGAUAUGGACUGUUGUUCCAUAUUCGACUGCAAAAGUAAUCGUGUCAUUGACUUCACGAUUACUAAUUCUGAACUCUCUGGUUCAAUAAAACCAGAUGCAUUUGCAGGUUUUACAUUCCUCCAGAGGCUAAGGCUUCACAAACUGCCCAAUCUUGUAGGCCAAAUUCCUCGUUCAAUCGAGAAUUUGACACACUUGACAUACUUGGAAAUAAACUGGACUAAUGUAACAGGACAUGUACCAGAUAAUCUCUCAAAGCUCAAAGAUCUUAUGAUUCUUGAUUUCUCCUUCAAUAAACUCUAUGGCUCUGUUCCACCUUCACUUCCUUUACUACCAAGCAUCUUUGCCAUCAGCCUAGACCGAAACCAACUCACCGGAUCUUUACCCGAAUCUUAUGGUCUUUUCCCCACUACUUUGAACUCACCAGUUCUCAUACUAUCUCAUAACAAGCUUUCAGGCGAGCUACCGCUUUCUCUAGGUACUACGAAGUUCCAACGUAUUGAUCUGUCAAGAAAUAGUUUUUCAGGAGAUGCAUCCAUGCUGUUUGGUGAAGACAAAAGCUGUCAACUCCUUGAUAUAUCGCGUAAUAGCUUUGAGUUUGAUUUCUCAAAGGUUGGUUUUAUGAAUGAGGCUUUGGUAACACUGGACAUAUCUCACAACAAGAUAUAUGGGAAGAUCCCAUCGAAGAUUACAGAGGCUUUCAUGUUGCAGCAGUUGAACAUGAGUUAUAAUAGAUUGUGCGGUGAAAUACCACAAGGAUGGAAACUGAAGUACCGGCAAGAGGGAUUUGAUAACUCAUCAUUUUCUCAUAAUCGGUGCUUGUGUGGAGCUCCUCUUGAACCCUGUAAACCUUAGCAUCUCUGGCAAUUAAAUGUAUCCUUAAAUUUCUCUGUGACCGUCUUUUUAUAUAUAAAAGAAUUCUGCAAAGCAGUGAAAGCUA